This is a messenger RNA of Oncorhynchus kisutch (coho salmon), 2813 nucleotides long. It is a transcript of the gene mep1bb, whose product is annotated as meprin A subunit beta b. The transcript has 14 exons. Lineage: Eukaryota; Metazoa; Chordata; Actinopteri; Salmoniformes; Salmonidae. Gene Ontology annotation, cellular component: membrane. Gene Ontology annotation, molecular function: metalloendopeptidase activity; protein binding; zinc ion binding. The record is from RefSeq and is a predicted model, not a curated record. Gene Ontology annotation, biological process: proteolysis. Bases 79 to 2274 code for a protein of 731 amino acids.
UUACAAGUCUGUCUGAGAGGCCAAGGCUACUAAUUCUUAGUGUUCCAUACUAAGGGAUUCUUUGACUAGGGAGUAAACAUGGGGAGGAGAACUACAUAUUUAGUGAUCCUCCAUAUUUCAUUGAUCUUAUGUGAAAAUGUCUUAUCUCUGCCUACACCAAGAGUUUUAGAAUAUGAUGUGGAUGGUGGAAGGGACAUGGACAUCUUUGAUAUCAAUGAAGAGGCUGGGUUAAACCUGGUGGAGGGGGAUAUUGAGCUUGAUGAGAAACAAGGCCGGAAUUCUAUAAUAGGGGAUCAAUACAGAUGGCCAAAGACUGUUCCCUACUACUUUGAGGAUGACUUGGAGAUCAAUGCAAAAGGUGUUAUCCUGAAGGCCUUUGAACAGUACCGGCUGAAGACCUGUAUCGACUUCAACCCUUGGGAGGGAGAGCAGAACUACAUUUCCAUUUUCAAAGGAAGCGGUUGUUUCUCAUCUGUGGGUAACCAACAUGUGGGGAAACAGAGGUUGUCCAUCGGGACCAAUUGUGACCGCAUUGCGACCAUCGAACACGAAUUCCUCCAUGCACUGGGUUUCUGGCAUGAGCAGUCACGGUCGGACCGCGAUGACUACGUCACCAUCCUGUGGGACCACAUCUCUGAGGGUAAGGAACACAACUUCAACACGUACAAUGACACCAUGUCCAGUUCUCUGGGUGUCCCCUACGACUACGGUUCCAUGAUGCACUACAGUAAGACUGCGUUCAGGAACGGUACCGAGCCCACAAUCGUCACCAAGAUCCCCGCCUUCGCUGAUGUCAUCGGUCAGCGCAUGGAGUUCAGUGAUAAUGACCUGCUCAAGCUACGGCGCCUCUACAACUGCACACGCUCCUCCACUUUCCUGGACACCUGCGACUUUGAGAGGGAGAACAUCUGUGGUAUGAUCCAGGGGCCGGGGGACCAGGCAGAAUGGACAAGGGUGACCCAGGCGCCUGGCGGGCCCAACACGGACUACUCCAACAUGGGCAAAUGCACUGGCUCAGGCUACUUCAUGCACUUGAGCACUGCCACAGGCAAACCAGCAGACACAGCCAGGCUGGAGAGCAGACUGCUCUACCCCAAGAGAAGCUACCAGUGCCUGCAGUUCUUCCUCUACAAUGGUGGUGGCGCCAACGAUCAGCUGGUGAUCCUUGUCCGAGAGUACGAUGAAGCCCACCCCAACGGAACCCUGCGUGUUAUUCAGCCCAUAGUUGCACCACCUCAAGACCUAUGGCAACUGCACCAUGUGAGCCUGAACGUGGUCAAGAAGUUCCGGGUGGUGUUCGAGGGCAUCAAGGGCGACGCCCCCUCCACAGGUGGUCUCUCCCUGGACGACAUCAACCUCUCUGAGACUACCUGCCCCGACCACGUGUGGCGGGUGAAGAACUUCAGCUACAUCAUGGAGACCACUCCUAACGACAAACCCAUCUACAGCCCCCCGUUCAAGUCCAGAGAGGGCUACACCUUCCAGAUGGGGCUCUACCCCAGUGGGAAGGAGGGCUACGCGGGGGAGCUUUCUGCCUACGCCCACCUGGUGACCAUGACCGGUGACACAGAGGUGCGGAAGUGGCCGUGUCCGUGGAAACAGAUGACCAUGAUGCUGUUCGAUCAGAACCCAGACAUCAUGAGGCGUAUGAACAACCAGCGUAGUGUCACCACCGAUCCUACUAAGAAACUCAGUGAGACUUCAGAGACUUCAGAGCUGUUCUUCUGGGAUGACCCUCGUAAGGUGGGCGUUGAAGUGUCAGCGGCGGACGGGACCAAAUAUUUUCGUGGGCCGGGUGCCGGGACAACCGCGUACCUCACCCAUGGCAGGGCCAAGAGCAGGGACUUCAUCAAGGGGGGAGACGCCAUCUUCCUGCUUACCAUGGAGGAUGUGUCACAUCUUACGGUGACCCAGCCCGUACCCUCCUCCACAUUGCCACCAGUCACCACGGUUACCACCGCCAUAUUGCCACCUACUGACCCCUGCACUAAGGUCACAUGUGGGAAUGAGGGCGUCUGUGUGGUGGAUGCUGGAAAUGCUCUUUGCAGGUGUGCAGUUGGUGACGACUGGUGGUACUACGGAGAGAGUUGUCAGUAUCAGGGUUCCACCCAGGACACGAUGACCACAGCGCUUAUAGCCUCUUUCUCUGUGCUGGGUGGCAUGUUGGUGGUGACUGCAGUCAGUGUGGUGUGUGUGAAGAGGAAAAACAAGAACAGCGGAGGUGGAGGAGACCGGGGCAUCACCAUGUCCAAUGUCACCGUCACAGGAAUGUAAUGUUUUUCCCCCUGCCAGAACCAAAACUAUUCAAGGCCAGCAUUAAGUAGAUGAAGUUAACUGCAAAAGCUACAACUCCUUCAAAUAUAAAAUUACAAAAGAUCUACUGGAAAAUCCACUUAAUGUCUCAUCCCAAUAAUUAUCUGCCUAUCAGCCAUGUAAUUUGAUCAGCCUGUUAAUUUGACAUGAUUUGUAGUUUCUUUGUAUGUAAAUCUCCCAACUAUUUUCUUGUGUUAAAUUUGUAUUUAAACACUUGAAAGGGGGACGUGCUCUACCUCUCCCGCACAGGUUAUUUUCAUUUACCUUAACAUCCCAUUUUUUUGUAUUUGUGUGCAAAUUAAAAAAGAAUCAUAAAUAUGCUAUGAAGUGUAUGUAUUGUUCAGGGCAUACGCUACAUUAGUGUUGCGGUCAUGUCAUUUUCAUAUCAGACUCUUAAUAGUUUUAAAUUGAGAUAAUUAUAUCUGAAAUGUUUAUUUUUCUUUAGUUGCAGUCAUGGAAGGGAAGGCAUUAGGGGCAUAAAUAUAAGUGGUUCUAGAGUU